GAGGCAGACGGCCGGUGUGCGGGGAGACUAGGGAAACUUGGUACGCAACGGGCGAAGACAAUUUUGUAUUAGUUGAUAAAGUAUAUAGUGUUAAUACUGAACAAAUUAGUGAUUAAAUAUUAAAAUGAAUGUUUUAUCGCAGUCAAUAUUCCUCCUCGGCCUGACAACAGCAACGCCAGGGCUGUAUCGCUACAACGAUACCAUGAGCACCAACCAUCGGUGUUCCCUCAUAGAGUUCACGACGUGGGCCGCGUGCGAGCAGACGGAGCAACAACUGCUGUGCAAGGGCGGCAUAUCCAACCGAUGGAUGAAGGGGAUACAGUAUAAAGUCACAUCAUUAAUUCUAACGGACUGGCCCGGUUCCUGCCUCAACAUAGGAAGACUUCAGCAGCAUUUCCCGGAGCUACAGGCGCUGCAUUUGCUCAACUGCUCACUGUUACACACGUUCAAAGGACAUUUCGACGAGAGCAGUAGAAUCGAGACAAUAGAAAUGCAUGGUCUUACGUCGCUAUGGGAGGUGCCACCCGAGAUCAUAGCCCAAAUGCCAGCUCUGAGGAUAUUGGACAUCAGAGGGAACGUUCUACGGCACAUGAAAGCGAGGCUUCUUAAGGACCCUGCGCGGUUGGAGCACGUUUUUCUGAGCGAUAACAAAUGGGACUGCAGCGAUGGAGGGCUAGACUGGCUGGCAAUGGAAAGAGACAACGACACGGUGAAGAGGAAGAUAGUAGAUUACUACAAACUCAUGUGCCACCAGCAGCUUUACAGAGGAAAGCCGCUGCAUAAAGUUAUGGACUUCAUUAGAAUGGUUCGCCAGACCUGUCCAGAGCCCUGUUCCUGCGUGAUGACGUACGUAGCAGAGGACAAGCAUGGCGGACUGAUCCCCAUCAUAACGGCCAACUGUACACAGAUGGGGCUAGAGUACGCACCGGACACACUGCCACCUGGCACCACCACCGUCCGGCUCGAAGGGAACAAGAUCAACUCAAUAGGGACGCUGCUCCAGAACCCCUACUACAAGAAAAUAGCGGACCUCUACUUGGACAACAACAGCCUUUCUACGGUGAAGGAGCUGGAAGGCUCAGAGUGGUUCAACACUUUCAGGCUCCUGAGUUUGAAAGGGAAUUUACUCAAACAGAUUCCCGUGUACGCGUUCGACAAAGCGUUCCAAAGCAACAACAACAUAAUGCACGUGUUCCUCGGUGGUAACCCGUGGCGAUGUGACUGCCACUUCAUACCACGGUUUAAGACGCUCCUUCUUAAGUAUAAGCGGGUGAUACAGGACCUUCCUGAUAUACGGUGCUCGCAGUCUGAUGACAAGACUUUAUCGCUUGUGCAGAUCAGCACAUUGCCUCUGGGAAGAGUCUGCCGGAGCGGUCCCGAGAUGCCGAUAAGCACCAUAAACAUAGUCAAUGUGACUCUGGCUACCCUCUUAUUUAUAGUCAUUGGGAGAUUUCUGUACGACUGGCAUAGUUUUAAAAAUACGGGGAAGUUACCCUGGAUAUCCUCUAUUUUACCUUGAUGAAGAGGCACUCUAGCCAAGCGUGCAACCGUUGACGCAUAUCGUUUCGUAGUUUUAUUUAUCUAUAGUUCUUCUGUAUUGGCGUGACAGAGCCAUUAGAAAGGAGCGUCAACAAUUGUGCUUGGCUAGAUGUCUAGAGGGCCUGUAACUGCGUUCCUAAUGUUGGAAUAACAGAUCGUGCGUCAUGGACUGUUUACAUAAAUGGAGGUGUUAACAUAUAGAACGAUAAUAGGUACCCUGUCGGAGGAUUAGAGGGAUACUUCUAGGAUAGUGGGAACGUGGCCUUAAAGUAACUAUCAUAUUAUCUACCACGAGAUUUUGACAUUUUCCAACAUGAAACUCCACCACCCGCCGUCUUCAGUUUCCCGUGAUCAUGAUGCAUGUAACUGCGUCGAAAUAUCGGGAGCUUAAUAAAAAUCAAAAAGGUUAUCAUAAUCACGGUCUAUAUCCCGGUCAAUAUAAGUCUAAUGAAACUAACCGUGAACAUAGAUUAAUUAUAAGAAGAUCAUGCCAUCCCAUACAUUAAAAUGCGACCGCCUAAGAACGCGCAUACACUACACCACACAUAGAUGGCGCC
Leguminivora glycinivorella is the source of this 2096-nucleotide messenger RNA. It is a transcript of the gene swi2, whose product is annotated as protein singed wings 2. Lineage: Eukaryota; Metazoa; Arthropoda; Insecta; Lepidoptera; Tortricidae. The record is from RefSeq and is a predicted model, not a curated record. The transcript has 9 exons. Bases 125 to 1519 code for a protein of 464 amino acids.